AUGAGAAAACGACAUUUCUACUGCGCUGCCGUCCUACUCAAUAUUUGUUUACAUUCUCAUUCUACCAAUGUGUACCCAGUUCCUCGAAAAGCUGAAUAUCUCGAUGAAGUAAUCAGUGAUUAUCUUUGCGAAACUACGUACUUUGAAAGCAAAAUAGUAAUGAAUAGUUACCGGACAGGAUGUCAUAGAUUGUGGAACGCCGAUUCAAAUAAGAAAUUUCCGGCCAAAUUGGAAGAUAACCAUUUCGUCAACGGAGCACAUAGAACUUUAUUCUCAUGGCCAUUGAAUCAUGCUACGGAUAGUUCAGACAUAAGGUUUACUGGGAUUUAUCGGACUGUUUUUGACAUAAAUUGUAGAUUUCAUGGCGUGGUGAUACGUCGAGAAAACAACCAUGAAGAUUGCAUUAAAUUUUUAGAUCGAAAAGAAUUUGAUAAUUUUGGUAUGAAACUUGAGGAGUACGAAAUCCACAAAUGUGACCGAGCAGUCUUCGGAGAAACUUAUCUCAAAGCCUCCAUCAAAGUAGCUUGUGAAGCAAGUCUAAAUCCACGCUCCAAUAGAUACCCCUUAGUACAUGCAGAAUCGCCGUCAAAAAUUAUCACUUACAGAUGGCCUCUGCGUCAGAAUGAUAAAAUUCAUGAAUCGCACCAAGGGGGGUCAGAUUACCAUUUCAGAUAUUUUGUCUUGUAUACGCAUGAAGGUGGUCCUGUGCGCGUUAUUGAAAAUGGUAGAAUCUCAUGGCAGACAUGCCCAUCAGAAAAAAAGAUUAUUCCCCCUAGUACGUACGAGUCUAAUAUCAUCGGCGCCCUAGAAGGUAUAGUCUAUGAAGACAAGAAAAGCUAUGAAUGCAGUGGUCAGGUAUUCACGGAUAAAUACAUACAGGAAGUCUUUUCAAAAAUAAAGACCGAGCUACAGGAUUGGAGUAACAACCCGACAAGGAGAGAUAAAUAUCCUCAACUGAAGCACAUAGGUCAAGAAAACGCUGUAGACAUGGUCUGGAUGUGGUACCUUCGUAUUCGAGAAGCAGACUUUAUGAGGUCAGAAUCCAAUGAAAGAUACGUACUAGCAGUGGAUAGAAAUCUUGAAAGCUUUAACGUUUUUUAUGUUGAGGACCGCAAAUACACCGUAUGUGUAACGAGAUACAAAUAG
This is a messenger RNA of Blumeria graminis f. sp. triticale, 1146 nucleotides long. The record is from the annotation of a GenBank genome assembly. Lineage: Eukaryota; Fungi; Ascomycota; Leotiomycetes; Helotiales; Erysiphaceae.